Amaranthus tricolor (Joseph's coat) is the source of this 2046-nucleotide messenger RNA. RefSeq names its product sporulation-specific glucan 1,3-beta-glucosidase-like. Gene Ontology annotation, cellular component: cytoplasm; actin cytoskeleton. Gene Ontology annotation, biological process: carbohydrate metabolic process; cell migration; actin filament bundle assembly. Lineage: Eukaryota; Viridiplantae; Streptophyta; Magnoliopsida; Caryophyllales; Amaranthaceae. Gene Ontology annotation, molecular function: actin filament binding; hydrolase activity, hydrolyzing O-glycosyl compounds. The record is from RefSeq and is a predicted model, not a curated record.
AUGGCAGCAGAAUUAUUUGCAUGCUAUGAGGCAUCGAACCAUGGGAUAUGGAUGCGAAAUUUUAUCACGGGACUACGUGUAGUGGAUUCUAUUCAAAGACCACUUAAGUUAUAUUGUGACAACGACUCCGCUGUAAAAUUUUCUAACAACAAUAAGAGUUCGAGGAAGUCAAAGUUUGUGGCUCUCAAAUUCUUGGAUGUAAAAGAAAGGGUUCAGCAUAAAGAAUUGUCAGUUAAACAUAUCAGUACAAACUCUAUGAUUGCGGAUCCUCUUACCAAAGCAUUACCAUCCAAGCGGUUUCUUGAGCAUGUGGCUCAUAUGAGUGUUGUUUCAUCUAUUAUGGUUGAGCUCAAAUUUGGUUUUAUAAUGAUACAAGUUUAUACAAUUUUUACACAUAGCCUAAGAGGGAGAUUGUUGGACCAAAGUCCAACGUUGGGCUUAUAUGAUGGAACAGAAGUGCUGUUUAAGUCGACAUUGCAAAAGUAUGUAUGUGCUGAAAAUGGUGGUGGCUCUAAUGUCUCAGUUAGUAGGGAUAUACCUUCUUCCUGGGAAACCUUUCGGUUAUGGAGAGUGUCGGAGACAGAAUUUCAAUUACGCUCCAUACAAAGGAAGUUUUGGACAUGUGAAGGCCAAGGAAACUCUGUAUUUGCGACUAAAGAAUCACUGGCAGGUACCAAGGAAACAUUUUACAUAGAAAAACAAGUCAAUAGCAGCAGAGUUCACAUCAAACUUCAAAACGGCGCCUAUCUACAGGCUCUGACUGAAAGCCCGCUUACAGCAGAUUAUCAAAAAACCCCAGGAUGGGAUGAUAAUGCAGCCACCUUCGAGAUGACUAUAGUUUCGAAUAAUCUUCACGGUGACUUCCAGCUAGCAAACGGUUAUGGACGUGUCGAGGCCAAACAAAUUCUGGAGGAACAUCGAAACAAGUUUAUCACCAUAGAUGACUUUUAUUUCCUGAGUAGACACGGAAUAAAUACUGUGAGGAUUCCCGUUGGAUGGUGGAUUGCUUUUGAUCCUGAUCUUCCAACUCCUUUCAUCGGAGGAUCAUUAACAGCAUUAGAUCGAGCAUUUUCCUGGGCUCAAACAUAUGGAAUAAAGUGCAUAAUUGACCUUCAUGCUGCCCCUGGCUCACAAAAUGGAAUGGAACAUAGUGCUAGCAGAGAUGGUUCAGUUGAUUGGCCAACAUCACAAGAUAAUAUUGAUAGAACUUUGCAUGUUAUUGACUUUUUGGCCUCUAGGUACGCAAAGAACCCUGCACUAUUAGGAAUUGAGCUCUUGAAUGAACCAUCGGCCGCAAGAGUACCUUUGGACACUUUGGUUUCGUAUUACCAACAAGGCUACCAGACUGUAAGGAAGUAUUCGUCUACAGCUUAUGUUAUAGUCUGUCAGCGAAUAGGCAAUGCAGAUCCGCUUGAACUUUAUCGGGCAAACAUAGGUUCUACAAAGGUCAUUGUAGACCUUCAUUACUACAACCUUUUUGAUACGGUCUUUAUUAACAUGAACUCAACCCAAAAUAUUGACACUAUAUAUAAGAGUAGAGAAGCUCAACUGCAGCAGCUGAACAAUGCGAGUGGCCCGCUUAUUUUCAUUGGAGAAUGGGUGAACGAGUGGAAUGUAACAAGCGGAUCGAAAGAAGACUACCAGAAUUUCGGAAGGGCGGUAGAUGUUUAUAAUGUUGCUUCAUUUGGUUGGUGUUACUGGACAUUGAAAAAUGACGGGAAACACUGGGAUUUUGAAUGGAAUAUCAAAAACAACUACCUUGAACUCGUUAUGCAUAUAAUUUUACAGGUAGUUCAUCAAGAUCACAAGUUUCACAUCCAGCAGUGUUCCUAUUGAUUUGUAGCUACUUGUUCUUGUGAAUCACAUAUAUUUUGUAACAGAAAGCAUCUGCUUUGCUUUGAUAUCAAAACAUAGGAAGAUCAGAGAAACUCGAAAGUGGCGAUUACGAUAGAAGCAAUGUAACAUAUUACAGAAAGCAUUUACUUUGUACUUUGUAGCUACUCCUACUUAGCUUGUUAUUGAUCCUGAUUCUUUGACUUAACUGUA